CAGCCCCAAACUACAAAUCUAGUUCCGGAUAAAGGACCCGCCCUGUUAACCCCCUGCUUCCAUGGUUCCAAAUGUCAGUCCUGGUCCUUUCAGGCCCACUACUCAGCACACAAGUCCUGGAACUCCGCGCUAAAACCUUCAGAACGCCCAUCCCUGUGACUAACUCAUUUUAGAGUAUCCAUCCCGCCCCCAUUCUUGACCUUCCGGCACUUGCAUGCCAUAGACCCCAAAAUGAUUUCUCCGUGCUCUCCUCCGGUAGAGCCCCCAGCCUCUCCACAAACCCCUGUUCCCCAAGCCCCCAUCACUCCACUUCCUCUACCCCCAAAUGUCCCCAAUGUAGCUUUUUCACCCCCCUCAAGUCUCCAGGCCCCUAUCCCCCCACCACCACCCCCACUGCCACCUCCACCCUCUGUGAGGGGACUGGCUCCCCCUCACGUCUUCGGUCUAGAGAAGAGUCAGCUCCUGAAGGAGGCCUUAGAGAAGGCCGGCCCAGUCCCCAGGAGCAGAGAUGACGUGAAGAGGCUCCUGAAGCUGCACAAGGACCGUUUCAGAAGUGACUUGCAAUGGAUCCUCUUCUGUGCCGACCUGCCCUCCCUCAUCCAGGAAGGCCCUCAGUGCGGGCUGGUGGCCUUGUGGAUGGCAGGCACACUGCUGGCACCGCCCAGCGGCAUCCCCCUGGAGAGACUUGAGCAGAUGGCCGUGGAGAGAGGCUACACGGCCCAGGGAGAGAUGUUCUCCGUGGCCGACAUGGGCAAGCUGGCCCGGGAGGCACUGGGCUGCCAGGCUGAGCAGCUCCAUGGUGGCCUGGGCGGCCCCAACAGAGCCCGUGUCCUGCAGCACCUUGUCUCCGGACACCCCCUGCUCAUCCCCUAUGACGAGGACUUCAACCACGAGCCGUGUCAGAGGAGGGGCCACAAGGCCCACUGGGCGGUGAGCACAGGGGUCCUGCUGGGUGUGCGGGCCGUGCCAAGCCUCGGCUACUCUGAGGACCCCGAGCUGCCAGGUCUGUUCCACCCAGUGCCCAACAUGCCCCGCCAGCCACCAGCCCUGCCAGAGGAAGGCUCCCCAGGAGCCGUCUACCUUCUCUCCAAGCAGGGCAAGAGUUGGCAUUACCAGCUGUGGGACUACGACCAGGUCCGGGACAGCAAUCUACAGCUGACGGACUUCUCGCCGUCGCGGGCCGCCGAUGGCCAGGUAUACGUGGUGCCUGCAGGCGGGGUGCGGGCCGGCCUCUGUGGCCAGGCCCUGCUCCUCAGAUCAGGGGACUCCAGCCACUAGCCUGCUGCAGCCC
Molecule: messenger RNA, 1291 nt
Organism: Odobenus rosmarus divergens (Pacific walrus)
Lineage: Eukaryota; Metazoa; Chordata; Mammalia; Carnivora; Odobenidae
Gene: ACTMAP
Product: chromosome unknown open reading frame, human C19orf54
Exons: 6
Coding region: 232-1278 (348 amino acids)
Source: RefSeq, a predicted model, not a curated record